This is a messenger RNA of Panicum virgatum (switchgrass), 2862 nucleotides long. RefSeq lists its product as uncharacterized. Lineage: Eukaryota; Viridiplantae; Streptophyta; Magnoliopsida; Poales; Poaceae. The transcript is spliced from 7 exons. The record is from RefSeq and is a predicted model, not a curated record. Gene Ontology annotation, biological process: transposition. Bases 1518 to 2426 code for a protein of 302 amino acids.
GCCGGGGGCGGAGUAGUGGACGGGCCACCUAAACCAACUGAAGCCGCGACGGGGCGGGCCAGGACUGAAUCCCACUCGACUCGUUACUGGUCUCCAGCUCCACAGCCCCCAUGAUGGCACCACCACUCACUCCAUAUCGCCGCUGCAAGGUAGAUGCUAAGGUCGGCGGCGUGGAGGAUGCAGAAGAUUUAGGAAGAUCUGGGCUCGGCGAGUUAGGGGGCGAGCAUGGAGGGCAGUCAGAUUUGGAGGAGCGAGAUUGAGCGAGUGGCGGCGGAGGCCUGUGAAUUAGGGUUUCCUCUUAUACAGAUGGGUACAUGACUUGUGGUUUUAGGUUCCAUUGCGCGGGAGUGCGACACGGUUGGGCGCGGCCCGUGGGCGCGCUACUUUUUUUUCCCGCGCUGGAAUUUUUGGAGCGCUAGAUGUGGCAGCUCGGUCAGACAGGCAAAAAAAACACUUUUUCCUUGGCAGCCCGGCCAAGGAAACGCAUGAUUUUCUUGGCAGCUCAUGAAAACAGCCAAAAAAAGAUACUAUUUACUUGGCGGCCCAUAAAAACAGCCAAGAAAUUUCAUUUUUUUGGUGGUUUGUUGUUAUCGCCAAGGAAAAGUUAUAUUCCUUGGCGGCUCAAUUGCGGCUGCCAAGAAAAAUCUCGACCGCCAAGGUAAAUCUGGAUUGGUGUAGUGGCAGCCAUGGAUUCUGGAAAAUUCAAACAUGAGAUUAUUGUCCCUGUGCCUACAAAGAUCGUUGAUCCUAAAACUGGAUAGGAGAAGAAAGUUGUGAUAUCUGUUGAUGAUGGAAUUAGGCCAGGCACCACAGCAUCUGGAUUGGUUGGCGAAGCUUAAACCAGUUUUAAUUUUGUUGGUCCAGAGGCAGGUUUAACAAGGGACAUUAUUCGGGCUCUGUUUCAGUUCGAUAACUGUUUGUUUAGUAUGUUAACUACUAAUCUAUCAAUUUAAUAUUUUUUGCUAAAAGAAUCUUACUACCAAUAACUGUGACAAUAAAGAAGUUUGAACAUUGCUUAUUUUCUGUUGUGUGUAUAGUCUGGAUUUCACCUCUUUUAUUCAUAGACGAAGUUCAAGCACUACUGGAAUGAUGAUUUCCCUGUGGGUGACUAAUUUUUUUGACGGGUUCUCAAAAACACACAGGGAAAUUCAUAUUAUUCUAUCGGGUCUUGAAAAACUCACAGAACAAAUAUGUAAUACACAAAAAAAAUAAUACAUUAAUAUGUCAGGUAGGAUAAAACUCACAGAAAAAUUACUCCACACACAGUAAAAUACAUAUUUACUCUGUCGGGAUGUAAAACACACAAAAAAAAUAAAUUAAACGCACAGAAAAGUAGUAAUUAACCUGUGAGUGUUUGAAAACACUCAAGAAAAUGGCGGCAUACCCUCAAAUAAAUUAACCUGGGCGUGUUCGAUGCAAUCUUCAGCGCUUAUUUUUUCCUUUCCCGCCGAACGCUUCGUUGCUUGGCGCUCAGAUUCUGCGAUGGCGCGCUGACCGUGAAAAGAAAAUGAGAAAGAAUGAACUCUCAAACCCUAGAAACCAGUUACAAUUGGUGCGCGCAGAUUCCGCGAUGGCGCGCUGACUGUCGCUAUUGGUGCUCAGAAGAGUUCAAGGUGAAACGAAAGAGAGGGCAGGAAGCACACUUGAAUUCUGAAGAUAUUGCUCAAAACCACGGAGGAUCUAGACCAUUCACCGAGACAAAACAAGUUCUGGAAACUAUGUAUGGACCUGAGAAGGCAACUCCUCUUAAUGUAUAUGCAGUGAUGAAAUCUGGUAUAAAAAGUGUGGAUAGCAGUGGUAAUAGUGGUGAAAUCAGGAGCCACAAAGCUCAAAAGCGCAUGGAUGACUAUAUUCAACGAGCUGGCAGGGCUGCACAUCCAGGAGGAGCGGAUGAGGACAUGGAAGAUGUAGAGGGAGAGGAAGAGCAUGUGCAUGAGCAACCUUUGAAUGAGCAGGUGCUGUAUGAUGUGUCUUCUGAUUCGAGAACCCAUGGGCGUUUUGCAAUAGCAAAUGGUGCCGUUAGGGCAGCAGAUGUGAGGGCUGCUGCAAGGGAGAGGGGUUUGCGGCCAUCAAAUCCAGUGUCCUUGCAAAGCAUGGCCCGAGAAAUAGCACGCCUCCGUCGUGCAAAUGCAAUGUUACAGCAAGCAAACCAUGAGAAGGAUAAUGCACUGCAGCACUACAAAGUUACUACAGAGUUGGCAUUGGGACUGUAUCGGGAAUUUGGAAAGGAAAUUCCAGAGGAUGCAUUGCAAUGCCUGUCAGCUGCCCAAGCAAUUGUGACUAUUUAUGUCACUUUCUUGCAUUCUACCUCAAGGAUACAUCUCUCCAUACAGGCAACUAGAUCAUCUCAUGUUGGCUCGGAGUCCACUAACAAUAGCAUUGAUGAUGAUGGCCAUGAUGCCGAGGAUCUUGGCCGAACACAUUGACAGCAAUAUUGAAGCCAGCAACCAGCAGAGCAAAAAUAAUGCAUAUGUGGUACCAAGAAGGUUAUUAUCUCUGCUCCAAGCAUGGACCUAUGAUUGUUGUUCGUGUCAAUGAGGACAAGUACAGCUCAGAUAUGAACAUUGUCUUCCAUGAUGCCCCGGGUGUGCAGGAUGUAAUCCGUGGAAGAUUGUUGGUUCGGUGCAUAUAUUUUGUUUAGGAUGCUAUUUUUUGUACGAAAAGCAGCACCUGCUCUUGUUAUAGGAGACAAUUUCCUCUACCUCCAUGUCACUCGAAGAUAAUAGUGGAUUUGUAUGAGUUCAAUAGAUUAGGACUGCAUUUGUAAUAUAUACAACAGAUAAAAUAUGUGAAUUUAUGAUGUAAAGAAUGGAUCAAAAUAUGUGUACAUAUGAUGCAUAUAUAGAAGGAUAUAUUUUGUUA